CUUUCUUCCAUCCUCCGCUCACAUUGCUCUUUCCUUCGGUGGGAAAAUUCCUGCUGGAACAUCCACGGUGGAUUUGAACUCGGGAAUUGUAGUGGAAAAGUAGAAUUCUGCAAAACACGCCGGAGGAUUUCCUCGCAUGUUCUUCCUCACAUUGUUCAGAAAACCACCAUGUUGAUGUGGAUCAUGGCUUCCUGAUCAGAUCUUCCUGACCACUAUCUUCUCUAUCCCUGGACUCAUCAUUGGCUCAGUGAUGAACCACACACCUAGUCCCCACAUGACAGAGGCCGCCAAGUCUGGGGCAGGCUUGUUGUGCGGCCUGGGCCUGGGCCCAGAUCGGGUGCGCUCCCCGGACAGCCUGACCCACACACCCAGUCCUUCAGGGGGAACACCCAGUUCAAGCCCUCCUCUGCUGCUGUCUCCAGGGCUGGGCUGUGAUGGCGCUGGGGACUGGGAGAGCCGCGAGGAGCUGCGUCUGCGCGAGCUGGAGGAGGCUCGGGCACGAGCAGCUCAGAUGGAGAAGACAAUGCGCUGGUGGUCGGACUGUACGGCCAACUGGAGGGAGAAGUGGAGUAAGGUGCGGGCCGAACGCAACAGGGCACGGGAUGAGGUUAGGCAGUUGAGACAGCGUCUGGACGCCCUUACCAAAGAGCUGACAGGGGCACGACGGGAGCGGCAGGAACUGGCGGCGGAAAAUGAACAACUGCGUCUGGAAGCCCAAAGUGUCCGAGCUGAACAGAACUCCCCAGAGAGCGCUUCCACUGCACCAGCGUGCGUGAGAGAUGGGCCAGGCUCUCCAGAGCAGGAACCUGUGAGAGAUGGAAGCACUGACAAACUAGACAGGCAGAAGGAGGUGGAGUUAUUGGAGGCUCUUCUCAGGGCAAAGUCAGAGGCUCCAGACUCAUGGGACGUUCGCAGUGCCAGUAGCUUGCGCUCAGUUCUCAGUCGGCAGGACCGGAGCAGACUGCUGUGGGAGGAUCUGGCUUCCCUGGAGGAGGACUCCAGCAAGCUCAAUGUUCUCCAGCUACGCCUGGAUGAGUCCCAGAAAGUCCUGCUGAAAGAAAGAGAAGAUAAACACACACUCAUUAAGAACAUUGAGAAGCUGGAGGCAGAGCUGAGCCAAUGGAAACUCAAAUAUGAGGAACUGAACAAGAGCAAACAAGAGGCCGUAAAACAGCUGAAUUUUUUGAAGGAGGUGCAUCAGGAUGAGCUGGGCCGGAUGUCUGAAGAUCUGGAGGACGAGCUGGGAGCUCGCACCAGCAUGGACAAGAAACUGGCAGAGCUCCGUACAGAGAUGGAGCGUCUGCAGGUGGAGAAUGCAGCAGAGUGGGGUCGUCGGGAGCGGCUGGAGACGGAAAAGCUGGCUCUGGAGAGGGAAAACAAAAAGCUGCGCACCCAGAUGGAGGACCUGGAGGAGCAGCUGGCACGCAAGCGCAGGCAGGCCGCCAGCGCCCUGGACACUGACCUCAAGACCAUCCAGUGUGAGCUGUUUGAGAGGAACAAGGAGUUGGCAGAUUUGCGGCACGUCCACUCCAAGGUUAAAAAACAGUACCAGGAGAAGAUGGCUGAGCUAGCACAUGCUAACCGGCGUGUGGAACAGCAUGAGACAGAAGUUAAGAAACUCAGACUGAGGGUGGAGGAGCUGAAGAAAGAGCUGGGCCAGGCUGAAGAUGAGUUGGAUGAGGCUCAUAAUCAGACCAGAAAGCUACAGAGAUCCCUGGAUGAGCAGGUGGAGCAGUCAGAGAACCUACAAGUUCAGCUGGAGCACCUACAAUCCAGGCUAAGGCGUCAGCAGAAUCCUGGCCUCUUUGGCAAGAUGAUGACAUCAGCUUCAACGCGUUUUGGGCCUGAGGACGCAGACGGCCCCCAUAGUGACCCUGAUGAAGAUGAGGAAGAAGAACUGCAGCUUCAGAUCCCCUAAACUGUUCACUCCACACCUGGAAAUGGACGAAAGACUCGUAGAUCGUACCCAAACAUUUCACCUUCUCUUUCAUUCCAUCUCUCAGUUGAGUCCAGAAGAGGACACAGACUUCACAAUCCUCAGCAGACAGAUAAACACAGAGAUUUUUCAGUAGCCUGUUUUUGACAGCUUAUAAAGUGUGUGCCAGGGCUUUAAACGGUGUAUUAUGUCUCAAGUAAAAAAAAAUCUGCUUGCGUCUCCACUAAUAUAUUGCUGGUUACAGUCCUAGAUGGCACAUAGAUGAUUAAUAUAAGGAUACAGGUUCACAGAUUAUUAAUUGACCAAACUC
Molecule: messenger RNA, 2246 nt
Organism: Rhinichthys klamathensis goyatoka
Lineage: Eukaryota; Metazoa; Chordata; Actinopteri; Cypriniformes; Leuciscidae
Gene: ccdc102a
Product: coiled-coil domain containing 102A
Exons: 9
Coding region: 251-1918 (555 amino acids)
Cellular component (GO): myosin complex
Source: RefSeq, a predicted model, not a curated record